AAUCAACCAUCUUCAUGUCGGGUUAUCUUGGAUUGUUUUUUCUCGGAGGAAGGAGGAAAAAAGGAGCUGUGAUUCGCGAGAAGUGUGGCGGAUGAUGGCUCUUCAUCCUUUCCGCUGCACUUUUCGCCUUCCCUUUCCUUCUUACUCAUCCUCUUCCUCGCCUGGCAGUAGGCGCUUGAGGUGCUCCGGCGACAACCAGGCUCCCGCUGCCCUCGAUACCAACAAGCUUGUGUUGGAAGUCAAGGAAAAACUUCAAAGAGAGCAUGCUAAUCUCCCAAUUGGAAAGAAUGGUAGAGACGAUGAAGAAAUGCUCCUUUGGUUUUUGAAGGAUCGAAGGUUUUCUGUUGAAGAGGCUGCCAUGAAAUUGUCUAAGGCUAUUAAAUGGCGUGAGGAUUUUGGUGUAUCGAAUUUGUGUCAGGAAUCGGUUCAGGAGUUAUAUGCAACUGACAAGGCUUAUGUGCAUGACUUCCCUGACAAUAAGGGCAGACCCGUAUUUGUGGUAGUUGCACGGAAACAUUUUCCUGGGAAACAGGAAUUCAUUGAGGAUGAGAGACUCUGUGUCCAUAUGAUUGAGAAUGCAUUAAGCAAACUUCCUCCUGGAGUUGAACAAAUUCUGGGCAUUAUUGAUCUAAGAGGCUUUCGAAUAGAAAACACAGAUAUCAAAUUUUUGAAGUUUCUGAUUGAUGUGUUCUAUUAUUACUAUCCGAAACGGCUAGGGCAGGUUCUCUUCGUUAAUGCUCCUUUGGUGUUUCGACCUGUUUGGCAGCUCAUGAAACCUUUAUUGAAGUCAUAUGCCUCAUUGGCUCGGUUCUGCGACAUGGAGACAGUCAGAAAGGAGUACUUCACAGAAUCAACAGUUCCACCCGACUUCCUUGAUUGAAUUAUGAUGAAAGGUUGAGUUCUAUUGCAUUCCAAAGACCCGGGAAAUUUUUGGUCGACAUCUUCCAACCUCGAAACCUUCAGCUGUUUCUUUGAAUCUGUCACGAUUCUUGAUUAUCGUCAAGUCAUAUUUGUGUUAUUGGAGAUCAGACUAUUCAAAUCAUUAUGUCCUUUAUUUCCA
This is a messenger RNA of Zingiber officinale, 1060 nucleotides long. RefSeq names its product phosphatidylinositol transfer protein CSR1-like. NCBI's taxonomy places the organism in Eukaryota, Viridiplantae, Streptophyta, Magnoliopsida, Zingiberales, Zingiberaceae. Bases 92 to 880 code for a protein of 262 amino acids. The transcript is spliced from 6 exons. The record is from RefSeq and is a predicted model, not a curated record.